This is a messenger RNA of Exophiala mesophila, 1086 nucleotides long. RefSeq lists its product as uncharacterized. The coding region runs from base 1 to 1086 and encodes 361 amino acids. Gene Ontology annotation, biological process: nuclear polyadenylation-dependent rRNA catabolic process; U4 snRNA 3'-end processing; U1 snRNA 3'-end processing. The record is from RefSeq and is a predicted model, not a curated record. Gene Ontology annotation, cellular component: nuclear exosome (RNase complex); cytoplasmic exosome (RNase complex). The transcript has a single exon. Lineage: Eukaryota; Fungi; Ascomycota; Eurotiomycetes; Chaetothyriales; Herpotrichiellaceae.
AUGCCCUCGUUAACCACAUCCCUCCCUUUCUCGCCCGCCGAGCUCGCAUACCUACAUACGUCUCUGGCCUCGGUGCCACCUCUCCGACCAGAUGCCCGACAGUCAUCGACCGACUUUCGCCCUUUGCGCGCCGAAACGGGCAUUCUCCCUGCGGUUAAUGGAAGCGCCCACGUCGGUUUUAGUGACGGCCGUGAAGCCAUUGUCGGUGUCAAACUCGAAGUGGAAAAGACCCCUAGAAACCCGGCCUUGGUUGCUGCAGAGUCUCUUGUCGUAGACGGUGCCAUGGAUUUGGAUGGGCAAGAUCAAGAGAACAGUACUCCACAACGAAAUCCUGAGUGGGUGACGUUGAAUCUCACUUUGCCUGGUUUGAGGGACGAUGAUACCAAUCUAGUCUUCUUGGAGGAGAUGCUGCGAGAGCCUCUUGUUGUUUCGUCUACAUCGUCUUCACAAUCCCCCUCGCUACAGGAUAAGCUCGUCAUCAACCACCGUUGGCACUGGCAUAUCUACAUUGAUGUUCUCCUCAUCUCUCCCCAUGGUCUGGCUAGCUACCCACUGCCUCUACUGAGUAUGGCCACUCAUCUCGCCCUUCGAGACACCCGUGUUCCAAAAUUAGCCAGCCAAGGCGAGGAAGAUCCCAUUGCCAAUGACGACUGGAUGGCUAGCACUUUCUUGUACCCUCGCGAGUCCAUCUCCCAUCCUCAGACAACCUCACCGGCAACAGAGAAACCUCCGGUGACAUUACUCGUCGUCGUGGUUGGUGAAAGCGUCAUCUUCGAUCCCAGUCGAGAAGAACUUGCCGUGGCCGAUGCCGUUGUGGCUGUCAGUGUUGGUGUCGGUGGACCUGAUGGCAAGGAUCUGAGACUACUGGCAACGAGGAUGAUCAACACGCCGGCAAGAGACACUAUGAAGGGCGUUCCACAAUCUGGCGAAGUUCAAGAAGGUAUCGAUGUUCCUGGCGUGUGGAAGCCGAGAGUGGGAGGUAUCAAGAGAAGUGUUCUGAAAUCAGUCAUCAAGGAGGUAUUUGCUGGCGGUGUGGCCAAGGAUGUCCUGGACGGUCUUGAUGGAUUUAUUGGCUUGGAGUCUUGA